Messenger RNA from Nerophis lumbriciformis (worm pipefish), 978 nucleotides. The record is from RefSeq and is a predicted model, not a curated record. Lineage: Eukaryota; Metazoa; Chordata; Actinopteri; Syngnathiformes; Syngnathidae.
AUGAGGCUGUGCAACCGGGGCGUGAUGAUGCUGAUGACCACGGCGGGGGCUUUCUGCGCCUUCAGCCUCAUGACCAUCGCCGUGGGGACUGACUACUGGCUGUACUCGCGUGGGAUGUGCCGCUCCAAGAACCUCGGGGACAAUGAGACGGUCCGCAAGAAUGAGGAGGUGCUCACGCACUCGGGUUUGUGGAGAACUUGCUGCACUGAAGGAACAUUCCGAGGUGUUUGCAAAGACAUCGACCACUUUGCGGAAGAUGCGGAUUACGAGCAGGAUGCAGCAGAGUACUUACUACGAGCGGUUCGAGCAUCCAGCCUCUUCCCGAUCCUCAGCGUGGGCUUGCUGUUCCUUGGAGGUGUGUGCGUGGCUGCUAGCGAGUUUUACAAGUCACGCUACAACGUCAUCCUCACGGCGGGCAUUCUCUUUGUCUCUGCAGGUCUGAGCAACAUCAUCGGCAUCAUCGUGUACAUAUCAGCCAACUCCGGGGACCCAAGCCAGAGUGACAACAAGAAAAGCUACUCGUACGGCUGGUCCUUCUACUUCGGGGCGCUGUCUUUCGUCCUGGCUGAGAUGGUAGGCGUUCUGGCGGUGCACGUGUUCAUCGAGAAGCACCGGCAGCUCCGGACAAACGGCCGACCCUCCCUGAUGAAACCCCCAGUCUCCCGCGGUUCGUCCAACUAUCGCAACCGCUACUAUAACAACCGCACCCGUAGACACAGCAGCAGAAGCAACCACAGCAUCGGUGCAGACUCGAGAUCUAACUCCCUGCGAGCGUCCCUGAUGCGGGAGGCGUCGCUUUCAUCCGGGGCCAAGGUGGCCACCUUGCCGGGGUUGCCCCCUCCGGUCGCAUCGGAGUUUAUGCUUUACGCGCUGAAGGACGCGGACAUGAUGUUGGACGGGGUGACGGCUGCGCCUCAGGAUGACAGCGACAUGAUUACCGGAAAUUGUGGUGCCAAUAGAAGAACCACUCCUGUCUAA